This is a messenger RNA of Beta vulgaris subsp. vulgaris (sugar beet), 570 nucleotides long. RefSeq lists its product as uncharacterized. The record is from RefSeq and is a predicted model, not a curated record. Gene Ontology annotation, molecular function: protein binding. NCBI's taxonomy places the organism in Eukaryota, Viridiplantae, Streptophyta, Magnoliopsida, Caryophyllales, Amaranthaceae. The transcript has a single exon. The coding region runs from base 1 to 570 and encodes 189 amino acids.
AUGAAGAAGGAAAUCUACCAAGCUGCAGUAAGAGGAAACAUAGACUUCCUCGAAGAAGCACAAACCAAAGAUGUAGAAGCAGUUGCAUUCUUCUACAACAACGACGAUCUUCUUGGAUUAACCAGUCAUGGAAAUAACAUCAUCCAUGUUGCUGCAAAACAUGGUCAACUUAAUUUCAUCAAGAAAGCUUUAGAAUUAAUCUUUCCUAAAAAGCUUAUAUGUGGGACAAACUUAGAUGGUGAUACUCCUCUUCAUUUAGCUGCAAAACAACAAACUCAAACGAUAGUAGAACACCUAAUCACCUCCUACAAUGUUGAUCGUGAUGAUAACGAGAUCACCUCGUUAUUGUCGUUGUCGUCGUCGUCGUCGUCGCCACCGCUGCUGCCGCCUUGGAGGGUUCAGAAUAAGAAGGGUAACACCCCACUUCAUGUAGCACUUAUGAAUGGAGGCAAGUCUAUUGAAGUUGCAGCUUAUUUGGUUGGUGUUGAUCCUGAAGUUGCCUCGUUUGUUAACCACCUCAAACAAACCCCACUUCAUCUUGCGGUCAAAUAUAAUAACCAAGGUGCGUAA